GCGGGGAAAGGGGCGGCGGAACAGGAGAGUCGUGGGGCUCGCCCGAUCUGGCCGCCGGGGGAAAGGGAGCGAGCGGCGCUAAGAACUGGCCGACGCGAAGUUUUGAAGCUGCCUCUCGGGCGAGCAGGAGGGGCCCGGAGGCUGCGGCGUCGGGAGCAUGAGAGGUGUACCCCGGCCUCGCCGCCGCUGCUGCGUCCGCUGGAGGAUGGGCUGGUGUCCGCGGCGGUGAGAGGCGGCCCGGGCGAUCGCUCCUCGGCGCCUGCGGGUGGGAGGACAGAACCAGAGGCGACGACGGUGGCUGCUCCCGCCGGGACCCCCUCAGCCCACGUCUGCUCGGCCUCCGCUGAGGUGCCUGCGAGCCCCUUCUGCUCCGCGGGGCGAGGUUGAACGCUUGUUUUACUCCCCAUUUCCCUUCCUCCGGCGGGGGAAGGGGAGGAGCGGUGUUAAAGAGCCCUGCCGGGAUCCCCUGAGACGACGCGGAGGCGCCUGGAAAGCCCCGAGCCCGAGGAGGCGGCUCCCCACGAGCCCUCCGCAGCCUGCCCGCCGCGCUUGCCCCCUCCCCGGCUCCCUUUCCUAGUUGAGGCUUCACCUUGCGGGCAGGCCCGUGUGCGCAUGGAGGCGGCGGGCGCGGGGCCGGCGCGGAGAGGGCGAGGAGCGGCUCCAUGAGGGCAGCGGCCCUGCCGGGGCUCGCCGCCUCGCCGGGCGUUUCCCUCCCGCUGCCGCCCGCCCUGCCCUGGCCGCGCUUCCGACCCUGAAGGCGUUCGGCUCGUCUCCGAAGAAACUUUUCCGCAGCAGCCGAGGAUGGAGGCUGCCGGGAUGGAUUAUUUCUGCGACCAGGUGCAGCAGAAGGACGUGGGCCGCAGGAUGCAGGUCGGCCAGGAGCUGCUGGAAUACCUGAACGACCCGACGAAGUCUCCCGAUCUGGAGCAGGACCUGCAACGCCUCGAUAAAGUGAUCGACGAAUUAACAGCGUGGGUCAACUCUAGUAAUUUUAAGGUGGCAUUACUGGGAUUAGAUGUUCUAGGUGCCUUUGUUGACAGACUAUCAGGACGCUUUAAAUCCUAUAUAGGAACUGUUCUUCAGCCUUUGAUAGAUCGUAUGGGAGAUGCCAAAGACCAAGUUCGAGAGCAAGCACAGAAUCUUAUCCUGAAACUGAUGGAUGAAGCAGCACCGCCCAUGUACAUUUGGGAACGUCUUGCUGUUGGUUUUAAACACAAGAAUUACCGAUCCCGAGAAGGAGUGUGCUUGUGUCUUAUUGCUACCUUAAACAUUUACGGUGCACAACCAUUAGUCCUCAGCAAGUUGGUACCACAUCUGUGUACAGCACUUGGUGACUCAAACAGUCAGGUGCGAGAUGCUGCCAUCCUAGCCAUUGUAGAGGUUUAUAGACAUGUGGGAGAGAAAGUGCGACUAGAUCUUACCAAGAGAGGAAUUCCUCCUGGAAGGUUGCAAACAAUCUUUGCAAAAUUUGAUGAAGAAAGAAACUCUGGAAAUAUGAUUUUAAGUAGCAUCAGGGACAAAAGCUUAGAUGAUGAAGAGUCAGUGGAUGGAAAUAGGCCAUCAUCAGCUGCUUCAGCCUUCAAGAUCCCGGCACCAAAAAAGCCAGGAAAUCCUUCAAACAGUGGGAGAAAGCCAGGAUCGGCUGGUGGGCCUAAGGCUGGAGGUUCCUCUAAAGAAGGAGGAGCUGGAGCUGUGGAUGAAGAUGAUUUUAUUAAGGCAUUUACAGAUGUUCCUACUGUACAGAUCUAUUCGAGUCGAGAACUUGAAGAAACGUUGAACAAAAUCAGGGAAAUACUCUCAGAUGACAAACACGAUUGGGAUCAACGAACUAAUGCGCUGAAGAAGGUUCGGUCGUUGCUUGUUGCUGGAGCUGCACAGUAUGAUGGAUUUUUCCAGCAUUUACGGUUGUUGGAUGGUGCUUUCAAGCUGUCAGCCAAGGAUCUCAGAUCCCAGGUGGUUAGAGAAGCGUGCAUUACAGUAGCCCAUCUUUCAACUGUUCUGGGGAACAAGUUUGACCAUGGCGCUGAAGCUAUUGUGCCUACCCUUUUUAAUCUGGUUCCCAACAGCGCCAAAGUGAUGGCAACUUCGGGGUGUGCAGCCAUUAGAUUCAUCAUUCGGCAUACCCAUGUGCCACGACUCAUACCUUUAAUAACAAGCAACUGUACCUCAAAAUCAGUUGCAGUUAGAAGGCGCUCCUUUGAAUUUUUAGACCUGUUGUUACAAGAGUGGCAAACACAUUCGUUGGAAAGGCAUGCAGCUGUCUUGGUUGAAACAAUCAAGAAGGGCAUUCAUGAUGCUGAUGCAGAAGCAAGAGUGGAAGCAAGAAAGGCUUACCUGGGACUUAGAAAUCACUUUCCUGGUGAAGCUGAGACUCUGUACAAUUCUCUUGAGCCUCCCUAUCAAAGAAGCCUCCAAACCUACUUGAAGAAUUCCGGCAGUAUAGCAUCUCUGCCUCAGUCAGACAGGUCAUCCUCCAGCUCACAGGAGAGCCUGAAUCGGCCUUUAUCUUCUAAGUGGUCUGCAGCGAGCCAAGCAAGCCUUGCAGGCAGAGUUUCAGGCAGCAGCAAGAGUGUUCCCAGCCCAGGAACCCUGCAGCGUUCUCGCAGCGACAUCGACGUGAACGCGGCGGCGGGUGCCAAGGCGCGCCACGCUGCCGGCCAGGCGGCUGCUGCUGGCCGCUUGUCGGCUGCCGGGCUGCCACCGGGCUCCUACGCCUCCCUAGAGGAUACUUCUGACAAGAUGGAUGGAACAGCUUCUGAAGAUGGUCGUAUCCGAACAAAGCUUUCAACGCCUUCUCUCAGUAUGGGAAGUAGUAAAACAGAUUCCAGAGGACGGAGUAGAACCAAAGUGGUGUCACAGUCUCAGCCUGGCAGUAGAUCUGGGUCUCCUGGAAGAGUUUUGACAACCACCACCCUUUCCACCAUGAACACAGGAGUUCAGAGGGUGUUAGUGAAUCCUGCAGCUGCACAAAAGCGAAGCAAAAUCCCACGAAGUCAGGGAUGCAGCAGAGAAGCUAGUCCUUCUAGAUUGUCAGUAGCACGAGGCAGCCGCAUUCCUCGGCCUAGUGUGAGUCAGGGCUGCAGUCGGGAGGCCAGCCGUGAAAGUAGCAGGGACACGAGCCCUGUCCGCUCUUUUCCACCCCUUGGUGCUGGCUUUGGAAUUAGUCAGUCGAGUAGAUUGUCGUCAUCAGUUAGUGCUAUGAGAGUUCUGAACACUGGGUCUGACGUGGAAGAAGCAGUAGCAGAUGCUUUGAAGAAGCCUGUGAGACGAAGAUACGAGCCCUAUGGCAUGUACUCGGACGAUGAUGCCAACAGUGACGCAUCAAGUGCCUGUUCAGAGAGGUCCUAUAGCUCUAGGAACGGGAGCAUACCAACGUACAUGAGACAGACAGAAGAUGUGGCUGAAGUCCUCAAUCGUUGUGCCAGCACCAACUGGUCUGAGAGAAAAGAAGGGCUUCUGGGCCUGCAGAACUUACUGAAGAACCAGAGAACUUUAAGUCGUGUUGAGUUGAAAAGGUUGUGUGAAAUCUUCACAAGGAUGUUUGCUGAUCCUCACAGUAAGAGAGUGUUCAGUAUGUUUUUGGAGACACUGGUGGACUUCAUCCAGGUCCAUAAAGAAGAUCUGCAAGACUGGCUGUUUGUACUGUUGACACAGCUGUUGAAAAAAAUGGGUGCUGAUUUGCUUGGGUCCGUGCAAGCAAAAGUUCAGAAGGCGCUUGAUGUCACAAGAGAAUCUUUUCCAAAUGACCUCCAGUUCAGUAUUUUAAUGAGAUUUACUGUUGACCAGACCCAGACACCUAGCCUGAAGACAGUCAAGCCAGCACUACAGGACCAGCUUCGCUCUUUUUGGAGCUCCAAGGUCAAAGUCGCCAUCCUUAAAUACAUCGAGACUCUUGCACAGCAGAUGGAUCCAGGAGAUUUUGUCAAUUCAAGUGAAACUAGGUUAGCAGUGUCUCGUAUCAUCACCUGGACCACAGAACCUAAAAGCUCAGAUGUUAGGAAGGCUGCACAGUCAGUGCUGAUUUCCCUUUUUGAACUCAACACUCCAGAGUUUACAAUGCUAUUGGGUGCUUUACCAAAAACAUUUCAGGAUGGAGCCACAAAGCUUCUCCAUAAUCAUCUCCGGAACACGGGCAACAGCAGUCAGGGAUCAAUGGGAAGUCCUUUAACGAGACCUACUCCACGCUCCCCAGCAAGUUGGUCAAGUCCUCUCACUUCCCCAACCAAUACAUCACAGAACACUUUGUCACCAAGUGCAUUUGAUUAUGACACUGAAAAUAUGAAUUCUGAAGAUAUUUACAGCUCACUUCGUGGAGUCACUGAAGCCAUUCAGAACUUCAGUUUUCGUAGUCAGGAAGAUAUGAACGAGCCUGUAAAACGAGACUCCAAAAAAGAUGAUGGUGAUUUGGUUUGCAGUGCUGCUGGGAUAGUAGAGCUCCGAGCGGGCAGUGGCGGGAGCGAGACAGGCCGAACAGCUCUGGAUAACAAAACGUCCUUACUCAACACAAUGCCUCCCCACUCUUCCCCACGCUCACGGGACUACAACCCAUACAAUUACUCUGAUGGCAUCAGUUCCUUUAACAAGUCUGCUCUGAAAGAAGCCAUGUUUGAUGACGAUGCAGAGCAGUUUCCUGAUGAGCCUCCCAUGGACCAUUCUGAUUUAGUUGCAGAGUUACUGAAAGAGUUAUCAAACCAUAAUGAGAGAGUUGAAGAGAGAAAGGCCGCCCUGUACGAGCUCAUGAAGUUAACUCAGGAGGAGUCUUUCGGUGUUUGGGAUGAGCACUUCAAAACAAUACUACUGCUGCUGCUUGAAACACUUGGAGAUAAAGAGCAUGCAAUUAGAGCUUUGGCUUUGAAAGUCCUAAGAGAAAUUCUAAGAAACCAGCCAUCAAGGUUUAAGAACUACGCAGAGCUCACAAUCAUGAAGACGUUAGAAGCGCAUAAGGAUCCUCAUAAGGAGGUGGUGAGAUCUGCUGAAGAAGCUGCUUCCAUGCUGGCUACUUCCAUUAGCCCAGAUCAGUGCAUCAAAGUUCUUUGUCCAAUUAUCCAAACUGCAGAUUACCCCAUUAAUCUGGCUGCAAUCAAAAUGCAGACUAAAGUCAUAGAAAGAGUAUCUAAAGAAACCCUUACUCAGCUCUUACCAGAGAUUGUGCCGGGUCUAAUACAGGGUUAUGAUAAUUCAGAGAGCAGUGUUCGGAAGGCGUGCGUUUUCUGCCUGGUAGCCAUUCAUGCAGUAAUUGGUGAUGAACUGAACCCCCAUCUCAGUCAACUCACUGGCAGUAAAAUGAAAUUAUUGAACCUUUACAUCAAACGUGCACAAACAGGCUCUGGACCAGGGGAUACCACAGCAGAUAUGUCUGGACAAAGCUAAGGAAGCUGACAAGGGUUAACCAGGUCUCCUAAAGCAAGGGCAAGGCCCACUUCAGUGAAAGGAAAACUCUUACAUACAACUUUUGGAACUUUUGGGGUUUUUUUUUUCCCCCCUUCUGUUGGGGUUUGGUUUAUUUUUUGGCUUUUUUUUUUGUUCCUUUAACCAAUGGCUGUCCUCAGCCUGCAUGUGACUGUUGCAAUAGAAUUAUUCCAAAUCCAAGGAAAAACAGUAUUAACAGCAGUUGAUCAAAGCAGAAUAAAUCCUCAAACCAAUCUAAUCCAUCAGUUAUGCUGUUUGCAAUCCUCUGUGUCUCCCCAUUAACUUUUGCCAGUGUUAUCGUAUUACAAAGGUUUCUUUUGAAAUGCUAAUGACAAAACUAUGCUUUCAGCUUCAGAAGUUUAAAAUAUACAUUCUGUUGCUUUUGUUCAGCUGCAGGUAACAUUACUUUUUUUACUGCUCUUUCAUUUGAGUAUCAUGUCCUUCGCUAGCAACAAGAAGUGAUGUGAAACAAGGUUGAACUAGUCUGAACUGCAGUGAGGCUCGUUCACUGUGUUGGUGGUUCGUCUUAUCUACAGCUUGUUUGGGAUAUUCUGGAGAUUGAGAAAUAAGCCUAUAAAAAACAAAAAAAAAGCUGGAUGGAUCCAGUUCUGUAAAAGUGAUAUUGUUCAUUGGUUGUAUGUUUGUUGCAUAAAUAAGAAUUUAGUGUGUGCAGCAGAGGGCUGGUACAACCAGUCCCUCUCCGUGUGGAAGACGGCCCUUUCAGGGUAGCGUUGCUGACCCCGGUGAUAGUGUGGCAGUCUGCUUUUGAGCAGCAGAGUUAAUGGUCACUUGAUGGACGUGAACCAUCCUUGUCACCUUUCGUUCUUCAAGCAGGAUGCUUCAGAAUGGAGUGCUCUGCCCAAGCAUGCUCAGUAUGUAUUUAUCUUUAUCACUAGAAUGUUUCCUCUCAACCUAAUUGCUGGAACAAGUAGUCUCGUAUCGUAACUUACAUGGGAUUUUGACAGUGGUGCAGAAAACCUAUUUAUUCCUUACCUUCCUAAAAGCACCAAGAUUUUCUGCAUUGAAUUUAAGUGGGGGAGGGGGGAGGGGGAAUAGUCACAGAUGCUAUGGAACUCACCACCUUUUAAUUUUGGAAAAGAAUAUAUAUAUUUUGGAUGAGUUGGGAAAGCUGCACCAAACGAUUUGCAUGGUUGUCUUGAUCAGCAUCCUCAAGACCCAGCUGGGUUAAGGUGUGGAAAUGUUUCCAGGCUUUGUUAUUCCUUUUUUUU
Colius striatus (speckled mousebird) is the source of this 6638-nucleotide messenger RNA. RefSeq names its product cytoplasmic linker associated protein 2 (gene CLASP2). The record is from RefSeq and is a predicted model, not a curated record. NCBI's taxonomy places the organism in Eukaryota, Metazoa, Chordata, Aves, Coliiformes, Coliidae. Bases 802 to 5370 code for a protein of 1522 amino acids. Gene Ontology annotation, cellular component: cytoplasmic microtubule; mitotic spindle; spindle microtubule. Gene Ontology annotation, biological process: mitotic spindle assembly. The transcript has 40 exons. Gene Ontology annotation, molecular function: microtubule binding.